This is a messenger RNA of Priapulus caudatus, 1993 nucleotides long. RefSeq lists its product as uncharacterized. The record is from RefSeq and is a predicted model, not a curated record. The coding region runs from base 480 to 1094 and encodes 204 amino acids. NCBI's taxonomy places the organism in Eukaryota, Metazoa, Priapulida, Priapulimorpha, Priapulimorphida, Priapulidae. The transcript has 3 exons.
UCCGCAGUCUCCCAGCAUCCUCCCACAUCACUACAGCAGCUGGCAGCUGGCUCAGGGAGACGCGACUGCGGAGAAGUCUGAACUGUAGUCAAGUGCAGCCGCACAUACUGAGAAUCUGCAGCCGACAUAUAUGCACAUUUAAACUUCCUAAACGUGUGUGUGUUAUUCUGGAGGAUCACCUCACAGCUACAACGCAUGGGGCGUUUCCUGUGCUAAGUAAGACGCAGUCUUUCUUCGUCUGUAGCGCCGUGUGUGCAUCUCUUACGUCCGGACACACCCAUAUAGGCAUCAUGCGCAUCCGCUCAUAUAUGUGAGCUGCCAUUUCCAUCAGACCGGCGGGUAAUCACGACCACAGACAGCGUUUAGCAAGCCAGAUUUACCCCCAGAGGGCUUCUGCUGUUACAUACAGCAGCCACUUCAGUUCUGCGUACUGCCUUACGGAACACGAAAACUGAGUGUAAGCUAUCGGUCGGAAAAAUAUGGUCAAUGAACGACAGAUCGUACCAAUGAGGCAGGUGGGAGAGGUGCACGUAGAAGGAGAGAUGACUCCUGUAGCAUACAUGUGUUACGCACAGUCCCCCGUCGACUGUGCUAUGUGGACAGCUGACGUCGUUAGGUCGAAUGUCAACGACCUACUUGGAACCGCCAAGCCCGGAGACAGAGCUAUUGUGAUUAUUGAUACAUCGGGUGCUAAUAGUAAAGUCAUGAAUCCAGCGCUGCUGAAUGAGCUCUUUCCCGCUCAACUUCACCUCGGUCUGUGGAUCUACGGAACCUCUGAGUACCAAAAGGCAUUGGGCGAGUUCAAAAAGACUUACAAGGAGAAAGCUGGCAAGGUGCGUUGCAUGCACAGGAAUGCAUUCAUCUCUGACGCGUCGCCACCAGAUGAGGGGUUUCUCAGUGAGCUCUACAAGUCGCUCCAGGGAGAGGGCUUCCAUUUCUCCGAGAAACUCGUCCAUUGGUUGGCCGAGGAGGUGAAACUAAACAGAGAGUUGGCCGACAGCGAAGUUGCUCAGGAGGGCGAUCGCCCGCAGAAGCGAUACAAAGAGGCGCCGCCAAAAGGCACCCACGAUCCCCGAGGGGUUCUCAGCUGGUGAUGGCAGCCUCUCACACCCCAUGCGCGGCGCACCGUCAGGCGCGGUCGCUCAGGCUUGCUGUUAGAGCCCGCGGGAAUCAAAUGCCGUGAAGUAUCGAUAUGUAAGUUCGUGCUUGAGGAUGCUUUAUGCUCUUAUAUCUCCUCCACGCCUCGGCCGAUUCCGCUGUAAGCUAGCGGAGCAGUUGCGGCGAGCAGAAACAAAUAUUGCUAGUCACGCCAAGUGGCUGUAUAUCAUCAGGUAAAAGCCAGGUGCAAUGUAUUCGUUACUGACUGCAGGCGAUUGCGUCACGUAGCUAGCCAAAGAAGUACCUGUAUGUGUGGCAUUAGAGUAAUUUAUUUUACGUUUUUCUUUUGGCAGUUUUCUAUACAAACUGUCGGCUUUUCACUUGUGAUAUCGGUUAUUUAUGCAGUAUUCUGUUUGGGGGGUCCUGAUUCAUAUUGUUAUAUAAUAUACAUAUAUAUUUAUAUAUUACGAACUAUGUUAUUCGAUAGCUUACGUGUCAGUGAAUUUAUAUUCACCAUACCUCGGUAUUGAACAGAGUGAACUUCUAUGAUGGGUCACGCAAAUCCAGACAACUAACAGCAAAACGCUUUCCACUGGCACUGCUCGGAUAGAGCAGAUAUGAGGAUUAAAUGAAGGCCACAUAGCUCAUAUCGCAUGUCAUAUUCUUCAUGCUCGUGCCACAACGCAAAUACCAUAUAAUAACAAUAUAAUACCAUAUAAUAACAAAAUUAACGAAAGCAAUUCAUCCGUAGUAGCAGCUUUGCUGGCCACAAACAACUCGAGUAAUUGUGUGUAUUGUGAUGUAGUUACCCCUGUGUCUAGUCACAUUAUAAUCAAAUAUAAAGUAUAAUGUAAAUGCUGUUUUGAAGUCUCAGUAAACCAAAGUUGUGCACAUC